Messenger RNA from Ictalurus punctatus (channel catfish), 1884 nucleotides. RefSeq names its product retinoid X receptor, gamma b (gene rxrgb). Gene Ontology annotation, biological process: anatomical structure development; positive regulation of transcription by RNA polymerase II; response to retinoic acid. Gene Ontology annotation, molecular function: nuclear steroid receptor activity; nuclear receptor activity; retinoic acid-responsive element binding. The transcript is spliced from 10 exons. Bases 152 to 1513 code for a protein of 453 amino acids. Gene Ontology annotation, cellular component: RNA polymerase II transcription regulator complex; nucleus. Lineage: Eukaryota; Metazoa; Chordata; Actinopteri; Siluriformes; Ictaluridae. The record is from RefSeq and is a predicted model, not a curated record.
ACUGUCGCUUCCCUUCACUCACUCCGGCCAGCGGAAUGGACUGAGAUGCCGCUGUGUGAGUCUGAGCAACUCCACAGCCACCCGAAGAAGAAGAAGAAGAAGAGGAAGAAGAAGAAGAAGAAGUCGGGGGUAAAUACGGAAAUAACCAGAGAUGGACAACAGUGACACGUAUUUACAUCUCAACUCACCUGGGGCACUUAACUCCUCCCUCUCACAGCCUCCACCAAUGAGCUCCAUGAUGGGUCACUCGUCUGUCAUCAGCACCUCACGUCCCCUCCCUUCGGCUAUGGGGUACUCGGUCAUCACUUCCUCUAUGAGCUCGCCCUCUGCCUCACUACCCUCCACUCCUGCCAUGGACUUUGGCGCCCUCAAUAGCCCACAGAUGAACUCUCUGAGCAGUGUGAGCAGCUCAGAAGAUGUGAAGCCUCCUCCUGGUCUGCUGCCCCUGGCCAAUAUCAACAGCUACCAGUGCACCAGUCCUGGAUCCAUGUCCAAACACAUCUGCGCCAUCUGUGGUGAUCGCUCCUCAGGAAAACACUAUGGUGUGUACAGCUGUGAGGGGUGCAAAGGUUUCUUCAAGAGGACCAUCCGGAAAGACCUGACCUACACGUGUCGAGACAGCAAGGAGUGUCUGAUUGAUAAACGCCAGCGCAAUCGCUGCCAAUACUGCCGCUACCAGAAGUGUCUGGCCAUGGGCAUGAAGAGGGAAGGACUGUGUUUAUGUGCCUCCUGGCUCACUGUAGCGGUUCAGGAAGAGAGGCAGCGUGGGAAGGAGAAGAGCGAUAAUGAGGUGGAGUCGACCAGCAGUUUUAAUGAAGACAUGCCUGUAGAGAAGAUCCUGGAUGCCGAGCUCGCAGUGGAGCCCAAGACUGAAACGCACACAGAUGACAGUCCAGGAAACUCUACAAAUGACCCAGUCACUAACAUCUGCCAAGCAGCAGAUAAGCAGCUCUUCACACUGGUUGAAUGGGCUAAAAGGAUACCGCACUUCUCAGACCUUCCCCUGGAUGAUCAGGUCAUUUUGCUUCGGGCAGGCUGGAACGAGCUGCUCAUCGCCUCGUUCUCGCAUCGCUCAGUCACGGUAAAAGAUGGCAUUCUGCUGGCCACAGGUCUCCAUGUGCACCGGAGCAGCGCACACAGUGCCGGAGUGGGUUCUAUUUUUGACAGAGUGUUGACUGAGCUGGUGUCUAAGAUGAAGGACAUGCAGAUGGAUAAGACGGAGCUAGGAUGCCUCAGAGCCAUCGUUCUUUUUAACCCAGAUGCUAAAGGCCUGUCUAACCCGGCUGAUGUGGAGGCGCUUAGAGAAAAAGUCUACGCCUCGUUGGAGUCCUACACCAAGCAGAAAUACCCCAACCAGCCCGGCAGGUUUGCUAAGCUCUUACUACGUCUACCCGCUCUGCGUUCGAUUGGACUGAAGUGUCUCGAGCAUCUCUUCUUCUUCAAGCUGAUCGGAGACACGCCCAUAGACACAUUCCUAAUGGAGAUGCUGGAAGCACCCCAUCAGAUAACAUGACAUAAGCCCUGCCCCUCUCUUCCUUUUUUUUUACUGUGUUUGCAAACGCAUCCAUGUGAUAACUGGUGAACUUGACUGAGGACGUAAGCUAGACGUUUUGUACAGAGCACAGACCAGACCUGGUGUGAGAGAUGUGUAUUGGGGAGGGGGACCGGACAGGGGCGGGGGCAGCUCAUCAAGUACGCUGUCAAUAUAAAUUUGAAUAGAUUUGUUUUGUAAAGUAACUUUCUCUUGUAAAUAGAUCAUUUUCACGCAUCCAUGUGCUCUAACAGCAAAGCAAUGCAACAACAGAGCGUUUAUUUUGUUGAGGGGGGAAAAACUACAGAAUUUCUACAAACUGCAUUCCUGUCUAAAUAAAAUAUUUAAAUGUA